Messenger RNA from Mesocestoides corti, 429 nucleotides. The record is from the annotation of a GenBank genome assembly. Lineage: Eukaryota; Metazoa; Platyhelminthes; Cestoda; Cyclophyllidea; Mesocestoididae.
AUGAAACUGUCACCUAGCCAGGCGAGCGAUUCUUAUCCAACACUCAUAGCACUGUUGAGGAGUGAGUGUCAAACCUUCGACGACUUUCUUCAAACGGACGAGGGCACAAACCUAAUGUAUCGACUCAAUCAGCAGUUCCAACAUGAAACUACUGCACAGAAUCCUCACACUGAAAUGAAUGCUAGUGUAGUGGGUCAUUGCGGGAAAGCUUCCGACGACCUAAAUCCUCUUCAUGGGGGCGCCCACGUUAAAGAGAAAGUUGGACGUAUUGGAAGCAAACGCAGUGACUACAGGGCUCAUACUGAUGUUAUCUCGAGACUAAGAAACCAGUUUGGCGUUGGUGGACGCAAUUUGGUUUCUUUGAAUAAACAGGAUGACUUUUCAAUUAAUGCAAUUAGCAGUGGUGGCGAUAAGAACCAAAAGCGGUGA